Molecule: messenger RNA, 1411 nt
Organism: Ochlerotatus camptorhynchus
Lineage: Eukaryota; Metazoa; Arthropoda; Insecta; Diptera; Culicidae
Product: cystinosin homolog
Exons: 5
Coding region: 152-1315 (387 amino acids)
Biological process (GO): L-cystine transport
Cellular component (GO): lysosomal membrane
Molecular function (GO): L-cystine transmembrane transporter activity
Source: RefSeq, a predicted model, not a curated record
CAAUGCCGUAGAUCAGUUUCUUUCAGUACAUGCUGGUGUACGAUGUACGAUGUGCACACUAUCAGCUUCCGCAAUUGUUUUCCUAUUGAGUUAGAAGCCGGUCAGUGAAAGGCUCAGUUGCUCAGUGAGAAAGUGCAGUUCCAGUAGACAAAUGGCCUUUUCCAAUGUUCUGCUACCGGUGUUGAUUUGUGCCGUCGUUGGGGCUCUCGAUUUCGAUGAUCAACUUCACGUGCAGUUUGAGCAACAGGACUGUACCAGCACAUUUGGAGAACCGGCUGAGCUGAUCUUGUGGAUAGAUGGAGUGACCAGCAGAAAUGCAACGGUGAAAUUCAACACUGUGGACGGAGUGAGUCAUGUGAACGUCACUCCGGCAGAUAUAUGGAUCAACGGGGAUGUGAUUUACACUCGCAGUCCAAUCAUACUGACAGCCACGGCGCUUCGCCAAGGAAGAUUCAUCGUCAAGGCCAACGUCGAACCGGAAGGAAUCGUUGAUGAUCGGCGACUGUUUGUACGGUUGAAGGUUGCCCUGAAUCAACCGUUGAUCUACAUAUCCCUGCUGGUGGGUUGGACUUACACCGCCUGCUGGUCUUCCGGCUACUACCCACAAAUAUUUCUCAACCAUCGCCGAAAGAAUGUCGUUGGACUGAGUUUCGAUUUCUUGCACAUCAACAUCGUUGGACACAUUUCCUAUGCCAUUUUCAACUCCUUCCUGUACUGGAACAAGUACAUAGAGCAAGAGUACUUCAACCGACAUCCGCAUGGAUUGAACCCGGUAAUUGGAAACGACGUGGGCUUUGCCGUCCACGCUUCAUUCGCUACCGGGUACACCAUUCUGCAGUGCUAUUGUUUUGAGAAUGGCGGAAAUACAGUUUCCCGUACGGCUAAGGUCAUCAUAGGGACCUACCUGACGAUCAUUGUAAUAUCGGCUAGUCAGGCUGUGUUCGGAGCCAUCCACUGGUUGGACUUUCUGUACAUACUGAGCUACAUCAAGCUGUCCACGACGUUGGUAAAGUACUUCCCUCAGGCGUACCUAAACUACCAAAGGCAAAGUACGGAAGGUUUUGCCAUUAUGAACCGACUGCUGGACAUUGCCGGUGGACUGUUUGGAAUUCUGCAGAUGGUAAUAAAUGCUUGGAAUUUUGAUGACUGGCAGUCAAUUUUGGGCGAUCCCGUAAAACUUGGACUAGGUGUAUUUUCUAUAUUAUUCGACAUAGUUUUCAUAGUUCAGCAUUACGUUUUAUACAGGAAACCAUCACAAACGGAGGCAGUUUACAAAACGGGAAAGCAAAUGGACCAGCACACGACUCAAUUUUAAUGGGUGUUCUGUUCAGAUACGACUCACGAUUCACAAUGGGAGCCAGAAAAAAUCCAUCCUUGAAAGACGUGUAAAGUUCAGUUUCACUUAUCUUAA